This is a messenger RNA of Chanos chanos (milkfish), 1196 nucleotides long. RefSeq names its product ATPase H+ transporting accessory protein 2 (gene atp6ap2). Gene Ontology annotation, cellular component: external side of plasma membrane; membrane. Bases 29 to 1096 code for a protein of 355 amino acids. The record is from RefSeq and is a predicted model, not a curated record. Gene Ontology annotation, biological process: positive regulation of Wnt signaling pathway. Lineage: Eukaryota; Metazoa; Chordata; Actinopteri; Gonorynchiformes; Chanidae. The transcript is spliced from 9 exons. Gene Ontology annotation, molecular function: signaling receptor activity.
AAUACGUUCUGUCGAAAAUUCAUCCAGAAUGAGUCGCUUAUCUUUUUACAUUUCGCUUGUAAUAUCCGCAAGCUUAUCGUCCGGUGUUUUUGGGGACCGCCUGACUGUACUGCGUAGCCCCCAGUUUGUCACAUUCAGAGAGGGUCAAUGGCCCAUUUCUGGAGAGAAGAUUCCAGAUCUGGUGGCUCUUACCAUGGGCUUCUCUGUCCAGGAGGAUCUUGACUGGCCAGGAUUAGGGGCAGGUUCACUUUUCCAGCGGCCCAGGGCCAAUGCUCUGAUCGUGGUGAGAGGAGUGGACAGUCUGGAUCUGCCUCGGAACAUCACCUCCUACCCUUUAGAGAAUCCUGUACCCUUUACCCUGGACAACGUUGCCAACACUGUUCACACCCUGUUUGCUGACAGUACCCCUGUGGUUCUACAGUUAGCCCCCAGUGAGGAGAGGCUGUAUAUGAUGGGAAUGGCUAACACAGUAUUUGAGGACCUGCCAGUCACCCUGCAGCAGAUACACGGCAGAUUGUCCCAGGAGGGGUCGGUUCUCCACUCACUGCCUCUCAACUCACUCAGCAGGAGCAACGAGGCCGAUCUGCUGUUUUUGUCUGAAGUUCAGGUGCUUCAUGAUAUCUCUGCUCUGUUGCUGAGACACACUCAUCUGGCUAAAGACCACGCCCCUGACCUUUACUCUCUGGAGCUGUCGGGAUUGGAGGAGAUCAGCCGUCGCUAUGGCGUCGAGUCCCAGCAGUUCCGGGACGCCACCAAGAUCCUGGCCAGCGUGCUGCAGAAGUUCGCUGACGAUGUCUCUGGUGUCUAUGGCAACAACGCAGUGGUAGAAGUGGUGACAGUCAAGACUUUUGAGGCACCCCUGACCCGAAAAUCUCGCUCCAUCCUGCAGUCCAAACAGAAUAGCAAUCCUGGCAGCCCGUACAACUUGGCCUACAAAUAUAACUUCGAGUACGCCGUCAUCUUCAACAUCGUGCUGUGGCUCAUGAUCGCUCUGGCUUUGGCCGUCGUCGCCAUCUCCUACAACCUCUGGAACAUGGACCCGGGCUAUGACAGCAUCAUUUACAGGAUGACCAAUCAGAAGAUCCGGAUGGACUAAUUCCACCCCCUCGUUAUCCUGUGUUAUACACUUUGUUGUUGAGAUUUUGUGUCCUUUCUCUGCUCCCCGAGUAGCUUGAGGGACAAGUGAAUUCAGAUUG